CCCAGCCGGCUCCCGCGGCGGGACGAAUUCUCGAGGGAGCUGAGCGUCCGUGGCUGGCGUGAGGCCUCUGCCAGAGGAAAGUAGCGUUUGAUGAGAGCCCGCCGCUGCUGCGGGGCAGUUAAGCUGCUCCGGAGCCGUUUGCCUGGAGAGUGGCUGUGCAAGGUCUCUUUGGCAGCUGUAGCGCUAGUGCCUUGUGCUUUGCCUUCAGAAUACACCCGAUCAAGUAUUUAAUAUCGUUCAUUGCUUGGAUGGCUCUGCUACCUCCAGAUCCACAGUUUGUUCUCAGAGGUACCAGUGCUGCAGUCCACACUCUGCGUUUUUCCUGUGGAGGCAGAGAACCUGAUGUCCCUGUUCUUUUUACUGGGUCUGAGAAUGGGUUUAUCCAUGUCUGGAACCUGAAGACACACAGAGUGGAUGCAGCACUGGAUGGCCAUGGAAGAAAAUCUGUCUACUGUGUGGAGACAAUGUGUGGUAAAGACAGGCUCCUCAGCCAGGGUCGUGACCAGAGGAUCUGCUUGUGGGAUUUAGCAGAGGGACGGACUUCAGUGAUGGAUUCUGUCUUCACGGAGAAUGUGGGAUUCUGCAGAUGCUCUCUGUUAAAAGUGGCAGAGGGACGCUGGCUAAUGGCCAUGGCAGCCAAAGCCCUGGAAGAGGUUCAGGUUUUGGAGCUGCCAUCCAAGACGUCAGUCUGUACCUUGAAGCCAGAGGUGGGUGCCAAGCUGGGCAUGCCCAUGUGUCUGAAGUUAUGGCAGCUCAACUGUGGUUCACAACCGUUGCUUCUGGCUGGCUAUGAAGAUGGAUCAGUGAUCCUUUGGAGUUUGUCAAUGGGAAAAGCAUUAAGCCAACUUGUUUGCCACCAGGAGCCAGUGAUGAGCCUUGACUUUGACUCGGAGAAGGCCAAGGGGAUCUCAGGCUCAUCUGAAAAGGUGCUUAGCAUCUGGAGCCUCAAUGAGCAACAGAACCUCCAGGUUUACAAAAAACACAACCUUGUCAACGCUGGCAUAUCUGAUAUCGCCAUCCGUCCAGACAAGAAGAUUUUAGCAACAGCAGGGUGGGAUCAUCGCAUCAGGAUCUUUGGCUGGAAAAAACUGAAGCCCUUGGCAGUGCUGGACUACCACACAGCAACUGUCCAUUGUGUGUCCUUCUCAGAUCACACAAACCCCAGUGAGAGACUGCUGGCAGCUGGCUCAAAAGAUCACCGCAUCAGUAUCUGGUCAAUAUAUACUCAGACGUGACAUGUUCUGCACUGUCGGACAAGGAAAACAGGACUGAUGAAGCAAUUCUUUACACUGUAAUUCAAACCUGAAUGUGGGGAAGUAGUAGAAUGUAUUUCCAGGCUGAAGUGAGAGUCCUAGGUUAAUUCUUAUGCUGCUUGUUCAAGCUGCAACUUUUGUUUUCCAGAGAGGGAAGCGGAUUUUUAAAAUGCAUAACAAGCAGAGCAAGGCCAGCCACAAGCGCAGACAUAGAACAAGUCACUUCGAGUUCUGCUGCAGAUUUUGUAACAGCUUUUGUUUGGCAGGUUGCUCAAAUAACUUGUGCCAGUGUCUUUUUUUGUGAAAAAGGACUGGAAUCCCUCAGACUGCAGUGGGGGCAAAAUACAUCUGCUUGUAAGUCAUUUAUGUAUCCAAGGAUCUGAAUCAGUGUAAAAUAUCACUCUUUCUUGAAAAUUUAUACCCAUUAAACCACUUCCAGUGGUUUCUCAUUGUCAGUUACUUUUUCUUCCCCAUAACUGAAAGGCUAUCAGAACAACCUUGAUUUGUUCACACUUCUGUCAGUUUCUAACUUAAACCAACAGCCAGGAAUGUGACUAGGGACGGCCUUUGGCAUUUAUGAAUUUCAUUAUGUCUCCUGUCACCUCAAGCCUCACAAUUAAUCACAAGAAAGAAAGGGGAAAAAAUCUUCCCCUGCACUGCACUGCAAAGCUAUGUAAAGCCUUUAACAGAGCCAGUGCUAAAUCCUUUCCAUAGACUGACUAGCUGAAGGAUUUAAACUCACCAAUCCAAUUAGCGCCCUUCUCCUUGGAGAGUUAGGGGUAAGUUUCAGCAUGGCAAGUCUGGGAUUCAGCUACACAACUCCCAUUAACGUUGAGGGGAAUUGCACGGAUAAAUCCUUAUCCACACAGUGCGAAUGGCUCCAUUAACUUGUCAUGGAAACUGAAAUUUGGUCAUGAAGGGUUUUUUUUGUUUGAAUCAUGAGGCAGCAUUUGCCUUCUGUUAAAGCAUACUAGACACACAGCAGUCUGUUCAUAGACACCUUACUGUUGUAUUCAGUCACAAAGCUGCAGUUACAACUGUCCCACUGAAGCAAUUAGCAAGGGCCAGAUUGUGAAAAGGGAGGUGGCUUGGAAACUAGAACUCAGCUUUACAAACUGAAGUGUUCCGAGUUCCGGGCGUUGCACUGUGGAUACUUUAUUGGGAAUAUUUGUUUCUGCCUCUGUACGGAGCUGGACAUCAAAGCAAAAGUCACCAGAAUUGUAGUGAACAGCAACAUCAAAAGACUUCAGAAAUUAUUUCAGGGAAAACACACAAGCAAAUUAAGAUUUGGGUCUGCUAUCCAGCUGUGCUUUACAGGCAGAGAACACUGUUGGACUAAAAGUCUUAAGCACCAAGCCUGAUGGUCUUUCCAUUAAAAUACAGAAACAGGAUACUGUUGCCAGGCUUUUCUAACUAAAACUUGGUCUUAGACUUUUGGAGUGUGAUGACACUUUAAAUAAUGCAUUUCUUUGAUUAUUUCUUUACUAUUCGGUAGCUGCAUGGAGGAUCACAUAGCAGUUGAAAAUUAAAGCCUAAUUUUGCGUGAUCCUGAAUCAAGAGGAGGUGCUGGUGUUCAUUUCGUCUACCAGACAGAGCUGUGUAGAUCGCAAGGACUCCAUCUCCACCCAUUAUCCACCCCCCCACAGAGGAGGAGCUACCUACACCCUGCAAGAGGCUCCAGCCAGCAGCCUUAUGGAAUGAGACAGGGUCCUUCUCCACAAACCUGCUGCUGAAAGAAACCUUUGCUUUUUUUCUUUUUCCCCUUUCUUAAAGUAGGUCAGAAUCAACAUAGAUAAACAAACAAAUAAAUACGAAUAGAUACAUGAUAAUGUAUCAUGUGUGGUCCAGGGACUUGUCAUAAAGAGUCUGCAAAGAGAUUUUCUUUUGGCUGUCCUGUCUUGUACUACACUACACAUGAAGCCUGCCAGGCAGCCUUGAGGUUGGUAUCUCCUGUUUGUGUGCUGCUCUUGAAAUGGAACUUAGUGAAAUUCUGCUGAAAUAAGUUAAAUUAAAUAAGUCUCCAUCUGCUCAGGAGAGUGCCCUGCCUGCUGUUUUAACCUGUGUAAUCACUGCACCUUUGUAAUCACCAGCCUUGAAGUGAGAGCUGAUGAAGGCCUAUGCCCAAAAAAGCACUGUCAGGCUGGUGGUUGGGCACUGUCCUGGAAGGUGACAAAACCAGCUCUGCAUCUCCUCAAGGGUGUCCUGUGUCAAAAAUUAGCACUUUAUGCCCACCCUCAACUCCAAGACACAGGGUUAGAGACACAGGUUAGAGGCACAUGUCAUUUUGCAUGGCCCAAGACCAGGAUCACCACCUUGGGACUCCUGGAACAAGAGGCAUAGCACUGCUCAGUGCUGGAGCCCAGCAUGUUUUUGGACUACCUGAAAAACUUAGCUUCUGAGCAAAGUGUAAAUUUCCACAACUUAUCACUCAAAAAACCCAAACAAAGUAACCACAACCAUCAAGAUACAUAGUCAGUCCCUGCCUUGUGAACCCAUGCUCAGUUUUCUCUCUCAGCUGUGCAUCCCAGCUGUUAAAGGUUCCUUUUCCCCCUUCUUCCCGAUGGACUUGAGAGCUGCUGUGCAGUGGCCCUGGGGGUGAGGAGUGGCCUGGAGGUACAAGCUUGCCGCUUCUCCAUAGCAGCAAACAGCAGCCUACAUGUUGGGCAAUUUCCGCAUAAUUGAGCUGUAGGUUUAAUGCUCAUCCAGCAGAAAAAGGAAGGGAAAUCCAAGGAUCACCCAUUUGGGGCAAAUGGUUACGGUAGGAAAUGAGAAGGGCCAAGCCUGGUCCCAGUAGAGAAGUAAUGGCGCUCUCAUUCUUUUGCCAGGAAAAGGCAGCUGUGCCACCAGAGAGGAUUGUAAGUGGUGAGAAGCCAGUUUCAAGACUGGAGCAUGGACUAAGAUGCAGAUCUCUCCAGUGUUUCAGGGCAGCUCCAUGCUCAGCACAGCCCUUGUUCUGAACGCCAGUUAGAAGCAGCUCACGCUCCAGGGCUGUUGUGAGGCUCCCAGGCAUUGGUACAGCCUGGCUCUGCUCCUGGCUCCGCUGGCUGUCAGCCUGGCUCACAGCCACCCCCACCCAUUUCUAGACCUCAGGUCCCAGAGCGGUACACAAAAUACAUCUCUAGCAAAGGCCUGUGCUUCUUACAUCCACAGUAGGAAAUAACUUUUGAUACAAAUACUAUGAUAUUGGCACGGUGGGAGCCCCUUAGGAAGAAUGGGUUAAUACCCCAUGUCUUAAUAAGAGUGCUAUUAGAUCAGAGCCUGAAAGUUAGGAACUCUUGAGUAUAUUAUUUUCUCUGAAAAACACCAUUUACUGUCAUCACUGGUGUCUAAAUUAAUUAUGGAGCCUCACAAAGGAUGUUUAGAUUUACUAAUAGGUCUUGUGGAAGAUAUACUAAAGAUUCUUAGGUGCCUUCACAUCUAACACUGCCCUUCACUGUGGGUUAAAUAUUUAUGUUUGUCUGACUAGGUAGAUUUAAAAAUAAACACAGUCAUGCAAGUGCAAAUUGAAAAUGAGGGCAUGAACUGCAUCUGUAAUCUUACUAGCAAGCAGACACAGAGGUAGAGAGUUUCAUCAGCUUCAAGAGGAAGGACACAUGUUGCAGAUCUGCUUGCAAGAACAGACCCAUCCUAUGCUUAUUUACUUCCCAUUACCAAAGCACUAACCAUGGGAUACUUUUGCAUAUUACAAGAAUUAAUUCAUUAACACUUUACAUCACUAUUGAUUUUAUUUGAACACUCAGUAAAGAGCACUUUUUUCCCGCAUUAUAGUUUCCUUGAAAUGAGCAACCAGACUACAUUAGUUUGAUUUAGAGUUGAGCCUAAAUGACAUAGUUUGAAUGUGAAUUACAGUCUUCUUAAAGUUUAUUUGCUUAAGGAACUGACCUGGGCUUUCCCAAAGAAUGAUUUCCAACAGGAAGGACAGGCUAUAUUGCUAUAGACUGUAAAAUACAGUUGUCUGAUUGCAUCUAGGAAAUUAAUUAUAUUUUUUUCGGGAAAAAAAAAAAAAGCUCUUUACAGUUGUAACAUGAGCAUAGUUAUCACUCAAGCUUUCCGCUGACUUGCUAGCAGGAAGGUUGUGAGUGAAGAGCCACCUUAAGCUGCUGGAGUUAGCUCUGGAAUCUCACCUGCCAGAAAGGAACAGGGCUAGCCUGUACCUGGCCUAAAGGAUUCAGGAGUGAAGGUGAUGACAGCUAAAUGAUUACAAAAGGCUUCCUCCCAAGAAUCACCAUCUUUGGCACUAUGAGAGGGAAGAAAGCAACCAGCAUUCAUAAACUAAUAGAAAUAAAUCCCAAACACUAGCAUUUGUGCAGCAAUUACAUGGAAUAUUUAUCACCACUGGAAUGAAUGGUGAUCUCUGACCCUCUAACAUUUUUUGCAAAUGAAUCCAUUAGUUCCAACCCCUUUCUCCUAUCAGUACACGAGCCAUAAAGCACUGCAGUCCUAGGUGCAGAUGAGCAAGGAAAGAGGAGAUUAAUUGUAUUUGUAGUAACGAGUGAAAAAGGAAGUAGGCUGAGGGCCUGCAAUGAGAUAGUUGUUAAAUUUAGCCCUAUAUAAUGCAAUUGCUUUAGUAAGCCAAUAAAUUACUCUGCAGCUCGACUUGGAUUGUUGCAAAGGUUUGAGUUUUAGAGAGCAAAUUUUUAUAGUUAAGUCAAUACUAGCUUCUGGACUGCUUUGGAUUUUAGUACAUUUGAGAUGCAUCUGCAAAGCCAGCUUACAAAUGAAUAAAUCUUUCCUUUAAUUCAAUCUGCCAAGAACAAAGAUAGAACACUGACUACUGCAGGAGCCAUGUUAGUGAUGUAAACCAAAGGACUGGGGAUUAAACAAGGAUUACCGAGCGCUAAAUCAAUGUGUUUCCUUUUCUGGCUGUGUGUCUGUGGUGUGAAAGUAUGGAUCAUUACAUAAAACAUGGCACAUGACUGCCUGGAUUAAUACUAGACAAUGUUACAGCAAUGCUGAGACACAAAGUUUGAUGUUUAAGCAUGACCAGUGUGCUACCAAGAAAGUGAUAGCGAUGACUAAGGAAGAAGGCAUGGUUUUUGUGGUGUUUGUAGUAUUCUGAAAUUCCAACCUGGGUCCCCCUACCAGACUAAUUUUUCCAGGUAAACCUGGCUGUGUUUAAUCCAUGCCCUACUCUUCUGGGGCAUGCUGGAGGUUUCUUUUAUAAUGUGAAGAAAACUAUCAAGAAUUAAGAUCAUACUGGGUUUUGCGGGGAAUUGAUUUAAAGAUCUCACAGUAUGAAAUUAAAUGCAACACACCCACCCCCACCCCCCAAAUGGCUGCACUAUCAGAUACAACAAAUAGAAAUGUAACUUUUUUAAUAGAAUUAAACUGAAGCAUACCACUUGCCAACAACAUCAAAGGAAUCAUGGAGCAAGUAACUGCAUUCUGGAAACCAAAUUCAUUGUCCCCUGGCCUUACCACAUACUCUCAUCCCUUUUGGUCAAGACCAGAGCAGCAGGCAGAGUUUGUGCUGGUUAGUGACAGUCUCUUGUGUACGGUUUUACCACCACCCCUUACCAAACACCACAAAGUAACGGGUCUGUUUGGGUUGGGCCAUUUGCUCCCCUAUGCAUUUUUAAAGCUAUCGUCAGUUGCAUUUACUCAGCCUAUCCAGAAUUUUGUUCCUGAGUAGUGACACCCCCCCCAAGACAUUUAGUAGUGAUACACACCCCAAAUACACUUAACACAUGUCUGAGGAGGUGAAUUUUGUUUUAGCUGUUAGUGGUUUAUCUCCCUUCAAUACAAUCCAUCACAAAAACUUGACACUAUAAUGUGUUGUUAUACCACAUAGUUGGGACUAUAGCAACAUAAUCUCUCAGUUGUGAAUGUUUUGCUCAUUGGAUUAAUGGUAUGAAAUAUAUCUGUACGUUCUAUCAGCAUUACUGUGUACUGCGUUAGUCUGACUUAUCUCAGAGGAAUUUGAUUUGCAGUUCGGUAUUAAAAGAGGAGAGAAUGGGGGGUGAGGGGGCAAACUGAAACAAAGAAGUGACUUGCUCCUGUAAGUUACAUGAUACAAAGAUUCUGGAAAGCAGGAAGGACCUUGAAUAAACCACCUUCAGCAAGGCCCCAGAGUCCUCAUAGGAAAAGGGCAAGGAUGGAAGGGAUGAAAAGUACCUAGAGUAAGCACACUAUGAUAAGUCUGUCUUUUUAAACCUGUACGCAAGCUCAUUUCAGUUUCACAAGUAUUUGCUUUUACCUCCCCAGCAUCCUUUUUUAAAAUGUGUUGGAACACUAGAAAAUGCUGUAAGACACCUACACCACUAAAUAAGCCUGUGCUCACCCAGAGGAGCAUAUAUUAAUUUCUCUACUAUGAACAGUCAUAAUGUCAAACGUUACAGUGCCACUGGAGAGAGCAGCAGGAGGGACUGAGGUCCUGAGGCAGCCACAUGCACUGCAGAAGAACCGUCCCAGGGCAGUACUAGCUCCUUACAAAAGUGACAUGGCAAUGAAAAAAUAUUAAUUGUCUAUUACAAGUUGAAGUUCUAAUUAAAAAACAAAGCACUGUUAUAUUAGAUUGAGAUUAUAGCUGGAUGCUGUUUCCUCCUAGUUUUUAUUCACAUAUACAUAAAUUAGGACAGCAAAAAAACCUAUAAAAAUCCUUUGGCACUUUCUGGACAACAGUGAUCUGUCUUUCCUACCAGCAGGGCUGGUUGAUCCUGAUUAUGUCCAGAUCAGGGAAUCGAGGGAGGAUGUUAAAAUGCUGAGCCAUUAUUCAGCUCCAUAGCUCUGGCAUCUCAUGCAUGCAAAGGUACAUUUUCCAGGCACCCAUGGCAUGCCUUGCUAUAAACACGUUCUGACAUAGGUGGGAGGAAGGCUGGUGCAUUGGGCCUACAGAAUAACUUUGAACAUGGCAGAGAAUGUGGACAUGGCAUUUGUCUUGAUGGUAAUUUUUAAAAUUGCUGAUAUGAAAUCGCAGUGAUUCAUGGAUCCAUUGUUUGUGCUCACAGAAAAAGAGCAUCUAGGCUACUUUUAACAUAAUACUUAUGGGAAGUAUUGUCUUUUCAUAUUUUUUUUGCCUCAGAUUUUUUGAUGGCAUGCAGACUUGGCAUCACACUAAAUAGAGACAUUGAUUCUUUAUAGUUUUAUCUCUUGAGCCCAUCUGGUUUGAAGUAGUUGACAACAAGCAGGAAAGGGAAUAGAAUGAAAGACUCACUUCAUGUUUGCAGAAUAAAAAAUGUGCAAGGCAGUGCUCAAAUCAGCCUGGGAGUGCACUUCCCUCUCACCACCCCUCCUCUGCUCUUUUAAGAUGAUUGGAACAGGAUAGCUUCUCCUGCAAGCCCUUAGCUCAGUGCUAGCUCUGAGUGCCCACUGUUGGAGCUGAAGCAGGCAAGCUGGAGCACGGAGGGAGA
Molecule: messenger RNA, 8602 nt
Organism: Athene cunicularia (burrowing owl)
Lineage: Eukaryota; Metazoa; Chordata; Aves; Strigiformes; Strigidae
Gene: GNB1L
Product: G protein subunit beta 1 like
Exons: 7
Coding region: 249-1235 (328 amino acids)
Molecular function (GO): protein binding
Source: RefSeq, a predicted model, not a curated record